AUUUAAUACUUUGUUUCUCUUAUCUUUUAGAAUAACGCAAUAAUAUUUAAUACUUUGUUUCUCUAACACGUGCAUCGCGCAGUACUGUACUAGUUUCAUUAAUAAGAAAGGUUUAGGAAAAAUAGGAUACCAAAGAAAAGCUCGUGGUCAAAGGCAAAAUAAGACCAACAAUAAUAAGAGAGUGAAAGGGACUUAAGGGACAAUAGGGUACACUAAAGAAAGUUUAUUGUCAAGCAUUGCAGGUGUUGACCUAAGUUGUCAUCUUUGUUUUUCAUUUGUUCUCUAUUUGUAGGCCCUAAGCUAAAGAAUUUACACUAUCAAAAAAUCUCAAGCUGGCAUCAUAAAAUAAGGAUUAACUACCUAGUCUAGUGACAUUCCAACGGUUGAUUCCUCCUAACUUGCCUAGUGACACUUCAACUGUUAAUUCCUACUACCUUUGUCUAGUGACACUCUAACUAUUGAUUACUCCUAACUUGUCUAUCCACAUUCCAGCUAUAAAGUUUAAGUUAUAUACACCAUUAGUUCAAGAAAUUUUCAACCUGUCUUAUUUUUAAAAUUACAAAUCUUAUAUUUUAAGAUGGCUUUCCAAUAGAUAUCAUUUCAGUGACAUGAUAGCGUCCAACUAUAUAUAGCCUCCUCAACAAUUCUUUUUGUAGUUGAGGCAGAAAGCACCACGCAUCUUUUAAAGUUACACAUCUUUUCUUCUUUUUGACUCAAAUCUUUUUCUGAUUGCCUGUGCUAUAGUUUUUGUCCCCUACAGUAGAAGAUGACAAAUUGGAGUAGAGGCUUUCUUGGAUUUCUUUGUCUUGCUUUCAUUUUGAGAAUUGAAGCCUUAGAAUUUCAUAGGACUGAUCAACACAGUGAAAGAAUUUCAGGAACUGCUGGUGAUGUUUUGGAAGAUAAUCCAGUAGGAAGGUUAAAAGUUUAUGUAUAUGAACUUCCCAGCAAAUACAACAAGAAAACUCUUCAGAGAGAUUCGCGAUGCCUGAAUCACAUGUUUGCAGCCGAGAUAUAUAUGCAUCGUUUCCUGUUAUCCAGUCCUGUUCGAACCCUUAAUCCAGAGGACGCGGAUUGGUUUUAUACUCCAGUUUACACAACUUGUGAGUACUUGACACCACAUGGUCAUCCUUUACCUUUCAAGUCACCACUUAUGAUGAGAAGCGCGAUUCAGCAUAUAGCUUCUAGCUUGCCAUACUGGAACAGGACACAAGGCGCGGAUCACUUCUUUAUUGUACCACAUGAUUUUGGUGCAUGCUUUCACUUUCAAGAAGAGAAAGCUAUUGAAAGAGGAAUUCUUCCAUUGCUGCAGCAUGCUACCUUGGUUCAAACUUUCGGGCAACGUAAUCAUGUUUGUUUGAAAAAUGGCUCAAUAACUAUUCCUCCAUAUGCUCCAUCACACAAAAUUCAAUCCCACUUGAUCCCUCCUGAUACACCAAGAUCCAUCUUUGUUUAUUUCCGAGGCUUGUUUUAUGACGAUAGGAAUGAUCCUGAAGGCGGGUACUAUGCAAGAGGUGCUCGAGCAGCAGUGUGGGAGAACUUUAAGGACAAUCCUCUCUUUGAUAUUUCUACAGACCAUCCAACAACAUACUACGAGGACAUGCAACGAGCUAUCUUUUGCUUGUGCCCUCUUGGAUGGGCUCCGUGGAGUCCAAGAUUGGUUGAAGCUGUUAUAUUCGGAUGCAUCCCCAUUAUAAUAGCAGAUGAUAUUGUCUUGCCAUUUGCUGAUGCAAUUCCAUGGGAAGAUAUCGGAGUGUUUGUAGCAGAGAAGGAUGUUCCGUAUUUGGAUAACACUCUCACUUCUAUUCAACCACAAGAAAUAUUGAGGAAACAGAGAUUGCUUGCCAAUCCUGCAAUGAAGAAGGCAAUGUUAUUUCUACAACCUGCUCAACCAGGUGAGGCUUUCCACCAAAUUUUGAAUGGACUUGCUCGUAAAUUACCCCAUCACAAGAACAUAUAUGGCUACAACAUCUUAUUAAACUGGACUGCUGGUCCAGUUGGUGAUCUAAAACCUUGGUAGGAUCGAGCUGCAUAUGGAUAGGUGAUUGCUUUCAUUCCUUAGUCUUAGCGUCGAACUUUUCUUCUGUAUCAGAGGUGAUGAAUUUCAUCACAAAGUGCAAAUUUAUACUAUGUGAGAGAUCCACCAGUUAUCAUAUCCACAUUCUGAGACCUAACCGUUUUACUCAUUGAGGGCUAAGCUAUCAUAAACCAAUCCAUCUAUAUUAGGACAGAUUUGAUCUGAAAGAUUAAUUCUUCUUCAUAUCCAAUUAGGGUUGGUUCUGUACUGUAGGAUGGUGAGAGAAAUUGAUAUUACUGAACCUGGGAAUCCGUAUGUCCAUCAAAAAAAUGUAAAACUAAGAACGAAGAUGAAGGAAGAAUAGUAAUUUGGUAUA
Messenger RNA from Nicotiana tabacum (common tobacco), 2390 nucleotides. NCBI's taxonomy places the organism in Eukaryota, Viridiplantae, Streptophyta, Magnoliopsida, Solanales, Solanaceae. The record is from RefSeq and is a predicted model, not a curated record.